Molecule: messenger RNA, 6169 nt
Organism: Austrofundulus limnaeus
Lineage: Eukaryota; Metazoa; Chordata; Actinopteri; Cyprinodontiformes; Rivulidae
Gene: garem1
Product: GRB2 associated, regulator of MAPK1
Exons: 6
Coding region: 420-2948 (842 amino acids)
Biological process (GO): cellular response to epidermal growth factor stimulus; epidermal growth factor receptor signaling pathway
Molecular function (GO): proline-rich region binding
Source: RefSeq, a predicted model, not a curated record
AAUAGGCUUUACCAUCUAGUUACAAAUUAAUACGCAUUUUGUUAUUAAAUUAUGCAUCAAACACGUAUCUCUAUAUCCAAUAACGAGUAAAUUAUGUCAUUUGUGAAAAAAAUAUUUACUUUGCUUCGCUUUUAAAUAGAUCGAGAUUUUGUUUUGAAAGGGUMAAAGUUGUAUUUCCGGUAGCGCUGCUAGCUAAACAAACAAACAUGGCGCCGCUACAUUACCCGACAAGGGAUCUUUACGAUACGUAGAACAAAUGUAAAAAUAAGAAAUGUGACACAUAAUAAGAACCAUGCCAUGUUUGAUAUGACUGUAAAUAAAUAGUAGCUACCKUUUUUUGUUUUGCUAGCUCGGAGCACUUUUUUGUUGCCGUGUUUACAUCCAGCUAGCUCCACGGUCGGCUAACAGAAGCUAACAAGAUGAACCUUGGAACAAUGCUGUACAAGAAUUUAAAAGAUGUUACAUGGAGCUCGACGUCUUUACCUUUAGAUCAGCUCGUCAGUGCUUAUAAGCUGCCCCAGAUUGUCAAGCUGGAAAGCGGUCAGUUGGUGGAAGGGCUCAGGGACAACGACUACCUCUUGAUUCAUUCCUGCCGUCAGUGGACAACCAUCACCGCUCACAGUUUGGAGGAGGGACACUACGUGAUCGGACCCAAAAUAGAGAUCCCAGUUCAUUAUGAAGGUCAGUUUAAGCUGCUGGAGCAGGACAGAGAUGUCAAGGAGCCGGUGCAGUACUUUAACAGUGUGGAGGAAGUGGCCAAAGCGUUUCCUGAAAGGGUUUACGUCAUGGAGGAGAUCACGUUCAACGUUAAGAUGGCUUCAGGUCAGUGCAAUGAAGACACAGAGGUUUACAGCAUAACUCUAAGCACCGGCGAUGAGCUGACGCUGAUGGGCCAGGCUGAGAUCCUCUACGCCAAGAGCUCCAAGGAGAAAUCACGACUCAACACUAUUUUUAAGAAGAUCGGCAAGCUGAACUCCAUCAGCAAGCUGGGCCGGGGCAAGAUGCCCUGCCUGAUCUGCAUGAACCACCGCACCAACGAGAGCCUCAGCCUGCCCUUUCAGUGCAAGGGCCGCUUCAGCACCUGCAGCCCGCUGGAGCUCCAGAUGCAGGACGGCGAGCACACCAUCAGGAACAUCGUGGAGAAGACCCGGCUCCCAGUCAACGUGGUGGUGCCCAGUGCGCCGCCCCGCAACCAGCACGACCUGCACCUCAUCCGGGAGGGUCACCGCUACAAGCUGGUGAACGUCCAGACCAAGACGGUGGUGGUGUGCUGCGUGCUGCGCAGCAGCAGCAUCGUCCCUGUGCACUUCCCCUUCCACGUGGCCAUGCCCAGGUUCAUCGUCCCCGAGGAGCUGCUGCAGGGCGAGCUGUGGCUGGACACCAUGGUGCACCGCUGGUUCUCCUUCUGCCAGGAGCAGUUCGACAUCGACGAUUACUCCCGCGCRGUGCGUGACGUGCGCACCGACUGGAGCGACGACGGCAAGAGCCCCAAGAAAAUCAGCUGCAARGGAAACUGCAGCGGCAACAACGGGUGUCCCAACCACGUGCAGGUGCCCAGCUCCCUGACGUACGCUCGAGAGGAGCUCACYCAGUCCUUCCACCGCCUGUCGGUGUGCGUGUACAGCAGCAACCUGCACGGCAACAGUGAGGUCAACCUGCAGGGCUGCAUGACGCUGUGUCCAGACUGGGCCCCUCUGGGUCCUGACGGCAGCUACUCAGAACCCGGAGAGAACAGGCACUCGUUCCCGGAGCAGCUGGACGGCAGCGCCCAGCACCCGUACAUGAACCGGCUGGACGUUCAGUACGAGGAGGUGUGGACGGACCACCUGACGGGGCGGAGCUCCCCCACUGAGGGAACCAGAGACGUCAUCGACGACUACGCUGCGCCGGCUGUGCUCUCCUACCCGCUCACCUGUCCUCUCGGUGACAUCACCAGUCUAGAUGUGCCUCUGACUCCGCCCCCAGUCCCACCCAAAUCUGAAGCUGUGAAGGAGGAGUGUCGCCUGCUGAACGCUGCUCCACCGGUGCCUCCUCGCAGUAUGAAGCAGUUGCCCUCAGUGACCCUGAUGAAGCCCCAGCAGCAGCAGGACGCUCGCUCUCAGAGUCCAACUCUGUCCUAUUACUCGUCUGGUCUCCACAACAUAGGAGCGUGUGAGCAGGAGGGAGGUGACCUACCAGAGCAGUGCCACGCCUGUUACCCCUGCCCCUGGGGUGGAUCCAACACCGAACCACGUGCCGUUUCWCCGUGCGGCGACCUGCUGCUGUCCGACAGCGUCUCGUCACGUUUGUCCUGGCCCAACAACUUCAGCGGAGGAGACUCACGCCGCGCCGAGGAGUUCCAGCCCCCCAGCUCCCGGAGCUACUACAGCUACCCCAGGAAGAGGACCCCCGGCGCCCCGAGGACCUGCACCUCCUGCCUCGUGGACUACGACGGGCGGGAGCACGCAGUGUGCAGAGACGACGGCUUCCAGAAACCCAACCAGAUGUGCACCAAGUCCUCGAGCUGCCACUCAGAAAUGUACAGAGACAAGCCCAUAGAGGAGUCGAACACUAAGCAGAGCCUCUCCUGCCCCUCGCUGCCCCCCAGGACCCCCAAACCCAACGCCACGAAGACGUGCGCCGAUUUACUGCCAGAGAACCUACCCGACACCCGACAGGAUGCUGGCACGCCCUCGCCUCCCCCAGACUCUACCAGUCCUUCGGCCUCGCCCCCCGCCGAGUGGCAGCCGCCCUUAAACCUGGCUGGGGUCUCCAUCGAAGAGGUCUCCAAGUCCCUGAAGUUCAUCGGGCUGCCGGAGGACAUCGUUGGUCUGUUCGUGUCAGAGAAGAUUGAUGGGAACCUCCUCCUGCAGCUCACCGAGGAGAUUCUGUCCGAGGACUUCAGACUGAGCAAACUGCAGGUGAAGAAACUGGUGCAGUUCAUCAACGGCUGGAGGCCCCGGAUCUGACCAGAAUCUGACCAGGAUCUGACCAGGAUCUGACCAGGAUCUGACCAGGAUCUGACCAGGAUCUGACGGUAGAAAACACUCAACUGUGAAGCUGAGAACACAAAGCCUUCAGUACGUCACGCUAUGCACAUGAACACACCAGGAGCUUUCAUUUUCUAACAUAUGAACUGUUUCCUGUUCAAAUGUUACGAGAAGACAAGAGUUCAUUCAACAACCGUUUGGCACUUUGAUUCAAAAAACUUUUUUUAAGCCACAGCUCUUUAAAAUAAAUGAUUCUUAACUUAAUUUUAAAGUUAAAGUAUGAACUUGAGAACAUUUUAGGGCCAUAAUUUAACACUAAAAGGCUUGAAGAGAAGCUAAACAAUGAAGGCAAUAAUGAGCUAAAAUGCUAAAAUAUGCUAAUUUUUGGUUUCUGUUUGAGUCAGAACAUGUUACUGUUAAACUAGAGAUAGACUGAUUAUUUGGUCGAUUGAUUUACUCCUUUUUUUAAAUAAUACAGUUACACAAACCUUUCACUCACAGACAAAAGAAUAUUUGACCAUUAAAAAAAAAAAAAAACACAUUUAGCUGAAAACGUGAUAAAACCAAUUCAAACAUAAGACUAAAUCCCCUCCAGUUACCAUUAUCUCAUCUACUGAUUGUUAGAAACCAGUAGAUUAUAAAAAUUGACAAAUAAACUUAUUAAAAACCAAAACAAAUCAUCCUAGUUUAUUGAAUAUUGGCCACUGAAGAGUCCACUUCAAGUCCAGCCCCAGACUCACUGCUGGAGACUCAAACUUGACUCAGUAUUGUGAGAAAAUAAGCAAAUUUUAUAUUUUUUAAGAACUGAUCCAAGAAAUCAUUCAUAGUUACAUAUAAUAAAGGUCUCAUUUUAAUGUGAUUCCAGGUAAAAAAAAAAUAUUUUCUCGACCAACAGUCAUGACGCAGUGAGAUAAAAGCUUAAAUAGAAAAAUUAAACAGUUUAAAUUUAAUUCUGAUGGUUUUAAGCUCCAGGAUUCGUCUCCACUUAUUGUUUUUCAUCUUUUCUUGAUUUUAUUGGGGGUACGUUUUCUAAUAAGAUGAAAAGAGUGGAGCUGAGCUGUGAUGUUGGGGAUUAAACACGUGUUUAACUCUGGSUUAAAGCAACAUGAACAAAAACAACCUUUCUGUAAAAUCAAUCUGUUUAAUGUCAGAAUGUUAGUUUAUUUCUGGUUUUUGUUUUUACCGUCUGUAAAACUACAGAGCUCUUUAUAUAAUGUUUUGUUUCUGUUUGUUUUAGUCAGAAGUUUCUUCCUCUCAUCAACAACAUGAAUGUCGUAUUAAUUUACAGAUUUAUUUGAACCGUUCUUUUUCCAGUGGAAUGAUUUUAUAAAAUAUAACUUUUGGGGUUUUUAACAACUAGAAUUUGGUGCAGAAGUUUGAAUUGAUUGAUCCACACAGGCUCUWUUAAACACCUGGACUUUUAGGCUUUUAGUCUCCAUCAUGAAGCUUCACACACAUUUCUGGCUGAUGUUUGAUCAGUUUUCUUGAGGGCAGAGUUCAUUUAAAAUGGUUGUUUCCUAAAAAUAUCAGUUUUUAAUCAGAGUUGAGUUCGGUGCUUUGUUGUUAGCUUGGUUUAUCCAAUCAGAAUUCAUCAUCAUUCAUCAUCGUUUAGCUGUUGAUUCAGUAUAAAUUAAAGAAUUUGGAGGUACUCUUUGAUUAUUCUCUCCACAGUCACCAAACAUGAUGCUUCCACCACCGUGCUUAACAGCUGGUUCAUCUCGUUCGUCUCACCCAAGAGUCACAGUUAGGGUCUUCUUCAAACAUGUGCACCAAACGCUUGUUUUUUUUAAAUUAAAAACAAAAAAAAAAACUUUCACUCUAAAAGAAUGAUUCAAAUAAAUKAUUAAAAGCUCCAAAUGUACAUGACUAAACUCGACAAGUCAAAUAACUCAGACUCUAACAUGGAAAUAACAGAACAAAGGUACGAAGGUGUAUUAAAGGUCAAAAUCUUUACAUAAAUCUCAGAAAUCCCAACAUUAACGUCAAAUAUUUACAGGAAACAACUCAAAUAGUCUUUUACGUUGAAAAGUCUUACAUUAACAAGAAAAAUUAUCUUUAAAAAGAAAGUCAGAAUUUCCAGGAAAUAAUCUUUACAAGAGAAAAAACGUUAAUUUUUUAACUAAAAUUCAAUUUUGCAAGAAAAACACAAAAGGUUUUAGUUUUUCUUUGUAAAUUUAGCACUUAUGUUAGAUCAUAUCUGGAUGGGMUUUUUUUGUUGUAAAUUUUUGAUUUUAAUACAACAUGUCAUAUUUUUUGCUCAAUAUUUAAACACUCAGUAAAUAUAUGACUUUAAUCUUGAACAUUUCAACUUAUUGCUCCCAAAUUCUUGUAAAGAAUCAUGAAAAAUUCAGCUUUUUUCUUUUUAAAUGGAUGACUUUUCAAAAUAAGAGAAAACCUGAAUGUUUGACAGUUUUAAUAAAAUUUUAUUGUUUUUUUGACGUGUCGUUAUGGUAACAGAUCAAAAUGUCAGAAAACACAGAUGAAGCACUUUGGKAGACUGGAGUUAUAGUAAAUGCAGUACCAGAGGGUAAAUAUAAACUUGUUAAAGUGUCUUUGUAAAGAGUAAAUGCACUACUUUUUGGUUUUUAUUUCAAACUGCAGCGGUACGUGUUUUUACGUUUUCUCUGCGCCUUAACCUGAAGCCCUUAAGAUGUUUCACCUGAAGAGGAUAAAACUGACGUGUUUCUGUGGGAUUCAGCAUUUCUGCAUUAUUUACGGUGAUGUUUCUGCGCCUCUCGGUUUAAUACUUGUCACCAUGGAUUGUUACAUCUUUUAUUUUUUUUAAUAAUUACUAAUGUUGAGAUUACUUUUGUUGUUUUUUUACUGUGUAAAUGAGUUUUUGAAAACAUCUGGUCACAAGCUGUAAGCCUCAGUCACAUGACACCAACAGGAAGUGGCCUUCGUCUAACUGCAGGUGAAGUCUUAUGCAAUAACAAUAAGUAUUAAACCUGCUGUGGUGUUGAUCUGAGGCCCAGAACUGAGCCGAUCGGGCCCGGUUCUGAUAAWCCAGCCUCACUAAGCCGUUAAUACAGAAGGAGUUCUGGGAUGUUUGGAUUUCUCUGAACAGAGUUCUGGUCCAGAACCGGAGGAUAAAGACUGCUGCUGGACCAGAGAAACCUGGAGUUUUGAAGGGUUUUUGUUCAGUUUGACUGUUUCUUUAUUUUUGAUGGUUAAAAUCUAUUAAAAAUGGAUCAACUAGU